AUGUGUAUUGUUUGAAGGUUUUAAGGCAGAUGGACCACAGACAGUGUUGAAAAUUGAAUAUAAAGUCUGGAAUUCAGUCGAUGGUGGUUUGACUGGACAUUUGAGGGACUUCUCACUCUCGGUUUUCACUUCCCCAGGGUUUUUUUUGGAAAAAGUGACCAUGAAUCCGCUUUGGAAAGUGUAUAAAAGCAAGGUGAUGAAGACCCUCAACCCUGACACAGAGGAAGAGCCUGCUGAAGAGGUGUGUGAGACAGAAGAGGAAAUGACUCCUGUCGAACAGGAUGAAGGACCCAGUGCUGUGUCACAGCUGGCGAAAAGAGUACAGGGUGUGGGGACGAAGAGCUGGAAGAGUGUGUCAGCUCUAUUUAAUAAAGACGACGAGCACCAGCUCCUGGAGUCUGAGACUGAGAGUCAGCCUGUACCGGACCACCCACUGGCGAUAAAGCCAGAAGAGCCGACACGACCCAACAAACGCAACACAGGGUUCUGGGACACCUUCGCCACCAAGUGGAACCAGUCAGCAGCUAUGAGACAGGCCGAAGCAGCGGAGGCGGCCGAUGAGGGCAGAUCCGAUGCGAGGAGUCAAGAAGAAGGAAAUCAGGGAGGAGCAGAGAACACAGUGGGUGAUGGAGAUGAAGAUGGAGGUGGAGGUGGCCAGGGCAACAGCUUCUCCAGAUAUGCCUCUCUGGGUGGGUCAAAUGAUGAUACACCUGCCUCUAAAUGGAACUUUAUGACCAGCAAGCUGGCCGAGCUGAAAAGCAAAAGUAUGGCCAAGAGCAACUAGCCAACGAUAUAAGAAGACGCCAGACACAGAAAAAAAAAAAAAAACGGGUGGGAUUUUGUCUGUAUCUGGAUUGGUUGUUCUUUCUGAAUGAACCUCUCUUCUUCUUGGCUUCCAGUUUUACUUGAUGUACUGCUUCAUGACACACACUUCAGGGAAUUAUGCACAACAUACAAUAUUGAAGCUACAAUCACAAAACAAACAUGAUGUGCAAUCACAAUAUUCUCCUGAUGGCAAUUUUGCUCCAUAGUAUAAGAAACAUCCCUGUUAUUUUUUUUUGCACUAUAAUAUACUCAGUCUGGUCUAGUUUUCCUUUAAACCGUCUCCCAGACAUCAAUAUCGUAACUGUAAAUCCUUAAAUCAUCAU
Molecule: messenger RNA, 1148 nt
Organism: Tachysurus vachellii
Lineage: Eukaryota; Metazoa; Chordata; Actinopteri; Siluriformes; Bagridae
Exons: 4
Coding region: 161-784 (207 amino acids)
Biological process (GO): spermatogenesis
Source: RefSeq, a predicted model, not a curated record